CGGGAAGGCCGCUCGGGAGCGCGGUGGGGACGAGCGCGUUAAUCCUCGAUUAAGGCAGCGCAGACCCAGCGACAACGACGUGUGAGGAGCGCUGGGAGGGUUCCCGGCCGUGGGCGGCUGGAAGCUCAGCCCAGUGCCCAAGUGGCACCGCGCCUGGGGAGAGCGGCUGGAGGAGGAGUCCGCCGCGAGCGAGCACGGCUCACCCUGGCUGGCCGGUUCGCUCGGCUGCGCUCCUGAGAGGCUGCCGGGAGGGAGCACGCGGGCAGGUGGACCUUGGACUGGCUGCGGGCCCUGGGACCAUCCUGGCCCGGGGCGGGCAGUGAGACGCGGAGGAAGACACUCCUUCCCCUGGCCCGGCUUUCCGCGGCCUUUUCGCUCAAGUCUGUGCCACACAUGAAAGACCACGAAGCUGCAAGACCGAGGCCCCAGGGGAGCGGCUCCUCCUCACAUUUUUUGCCAGAGAAGCAGCAAGAUUAGAGCUGGCUGGAAACGAGCAGCAGCUGUUUGCUCCGUGGGGAGAUCGUAGGGGAGACGGCACAGGCCUUUCCGAGCUCUGCGCUGGAAGAAGCGGCAGCCACAGGCAGUUCCCUCAGCGCCUCUGUGGGCUCCUUGUCUUGGCAGGAGUCCCUCUGUUCGGCAGUGGCAGCUUGGAAUGGGUUGGCCGCCUGGGGAGACCUGCCCUCGUUGGCUGUCGGAGAGCUUGAUUUGCGAGCAGAAGAGGUAACAGACCGGCUGCUGUCUGGGUAACAAGAUUUACUGCACGGCCCGAGCGGUUGCACUUCCCCAGGGAAUGCACCUGGAGAGCCGGCCACCGAACCCUGAACGGAGCAGAGCAGAGCAGGGGUGGGCCAUGGGCUCGUGAAGCCCAGCAAAGGAUUGGAGCAGCGGGCAAGGACGGGGGGUUGUGCUUCAGGCUUGCUCUCGACAAGCUUGGGACAGGCUUCCUUACGGAGCAAAAGGGCUGCCCCUUCCGGAAAGCUGUGUCAGUGGUGGCAGCACCUCCCGGGCACGACCGAAACCCCCCUGGGGGUGCUUGCAACGGACGUCUUCCUGCGCACGACAGCUGCUCCUUCGACCGGCCUGUGCCUGGCUUGACAAGGGAGACAAAAGUUCCGGGGGGCCCAGGAUGUCGCAUUGGUCAACGGGCACGGGGGCCGCCUGGGGAGAGCCUCGCGCCUCCUGAGCCGCUCAGGUGCGGGGCGGCCAACUUGCUGGUUCGCUUGGGAGGGCCGUGGAGGAUGGCCCUGCGUUGACAGCAGGGGCGUUGCCGACUCCGUGAGCGCUCCCCGUGCAGCGGCGAGCAUUCCCUCUGCGCACGUUUCUUCUGGCGCGCUGCCAGUGAUGCUCGAUGGGGGCCCGGGACCCUUAAUAUGCACCCUGAGCCAGCCUGCCCAAAUGCUCCUGGUAUCCUUCGGACUGUGAAGCGUAGGAGACGGAAAGAGAUCGCCCAGCCAUGGCGGAGCACCUGGAGCUGCUGGCGGAGAUGUCAGCGGUGGCCCGAAUGGGCACACAGGAGCGGCUGAAGCAUGCCCAGAAGCGCCGCACCCAGCAGCUGAAGAAGUGGGCGCAGUUUGAGAAGGAGGUGCAGGGCAAGAAGGCCAGAACGGAGAAGAAGAGGAGAGGGAGCUGCAAGGAGCGGCACGUGGCUUUCCCGGAGAAUAUCCGGCUGCUGGAGGCAGCCUGCCGCAAUGACGUGGAGGAAGUCCGCCGGUUCCUUCAGGCUGGCCUCAGCCCCAGUUUGUGCAACGAAGACGGCCUCACGGCACUGCACCAGUGCUGCAUCGACGAUUUCGUGGACAUUGUCGAGCUGCUGCUGGAGGCCGGCGCCGACGUCAACGCCUGCGAUAGCGAGCACUGGACGCCCCUGCACGCCGCGGCCACCUGCGGGCACCUGCACCUGGUGGAGCUGCUCAUCAAACGAGGCGCCAACCUGCUCGCCGUCAACUCGGAUGGGAACAUGCCGUACGACCUCUGUGAGGACGAGGCGACGCUGGACCACAUUGAGACCGCCAUGGCCGAUCAAGGGAUAACUCAGGAGACGAUCGAGGAGGCCCGCUCGGCCGUGGAGCGUGCGAUGGUGGACGACAUCCACCGGCUGGUGAAGGAGGGGGUGGACCUGAACACGCCGCUGGACCACAGGGCCACCCUACUGCACAUCGCCUCGGCCAACGGCUACCUGGAGGCCGCGGAGCUGCUGCUGGAGCACAAGGCCAGCAUGAGCGCCAAGGACAGCGACGGCUGGCAGCCCCUCCACGCGGCCGCUUGCUGGGGCCAGAUUCAUCUGGUGGAGCUGCUGGUGGCCCAUGGAGCGGACCUCAACGGGAAGUCGGAGCUGGACGAGACCCCGCUUGACGUGUGCGUGGACGAGGAGGUGCGCGCCAGGCUCCUGGAGCUGAAGCACAGGCACGACGCCAUCCUGAAGUCCCACGACAAGCACAAGUCGCUGCUCCAGCGCCGCACCUCCAGCGCCGGCAGUCGGGGGAAAGUGGUGCGGCGGGUCAGCCUGACCGAGCGCACCAACCGCCUCCGCAAGGAGCACGAGAAGGAGGCCAUCGUCUGGCAGCAGGCGGAGCAGAGGGAGAGUGAGGCGGAGAUGGAGGACGAGGACCGGCAGACGGAUUCGGAGCUCCAGCUGCGCGUGGCGGCCCCCGAAGCGGCGGAGGCGGCGGGGCCGGGGGAGCAGUUGUCGGAGCGCAACGGCACUGCCCACCCCAAGCACCUGUACUCCAAGCGGCUGGACCGCAGCGUCUCCUCCCAGCUGGCCACGCAGGAUGACCCCUCGGUCCGCCUCAGCAAGGAGAAGGCCCGCCACACGCUGGCCGACCUGAAACGCCAGCGGGCGGCCGCCAAGCUGCAGCGGCACCACGCCGAGGACUUCCCGGCCAGCGCGGGCGAGCUGCCCCCGCCCGGCCCCGGACCCCAUUCCGUGUGUUUCACGGUGGCCAGCGGGGAUCCCCCGCUCCUGAAGCUGACCGCCCCGGCGGAGGAGAUGCCGGCAGAGAAGACACGCUGCUGCAAGAUGAUGUGAGCCCGGGGGGCCCUCACCCCGGGGCCCCCAAAGCGAGGCCUUGUGGCGUCCCUCGCGCGCCACUCACGCCCUCGGCCGUCGGGGAGGCCGUUCCAGCCGGGUGCGAAAUGCUAGCUCACCGCAGCGCCCGUGGCUGGCCAAGCUACGGUUCCCGCCAGCCAGUUUCUGUAGCUCUUUAGUGCGCUCCGGGGAAGGUCCUCUUGGGGGGCGUGUCUCAGUGCUCAGAAGGGGGGGCUGCUGGGCGAGGGGAGGCCCUGUGGCCGCUCGGCUGCCCCCGUGGGCUCAGCAAUCUCAGGGAAGGGCAGGAGUGCCGAUACCCCCGCCUGGCACAGCAUCUGCUCCGGCGACGUCGAGCACGGGCGGAGGCAGGGCCAGUCCCGGUGCAGAGGGUGCCCCGUUUUUGAGCUCCUCCCUGCUCCCCUCUUCCCCAGAGCUGAGCAGGUGCGGAGAAGGGCGUGCUGGGACGGAGAAGCGGGCGACAGGGAGUCUGCACCGGCCCAGGGGCCGCCAGCCCGUCUGCUCUGGGGUGGCUUUCAGGGCGUGGGAGGUGCUUUCAGGCGUCCCUUCCCUCCACUGCCUGUGAUGCGGCAGCUGGGACGCCCCCGAGACCAGCAGAAGGGGCCGCAUGGCAAGCACUCCGGGCGGCCUGCCUUGACGCAGGAGAGCCGUCUCCUUGCCCGGUGGAGCGGGGGCAUCGCGUGCUUCAGGGCCCCUGGGUUCUUCGGCUCUGGGGCCGCGCUCUGGUCCCCUUAGGGCGAGCUCUCGGAACGGUCCCCGGAGGAGCUUCCGCAGCGGGAGGGGACACGUUUUAUGCAGUGGGGGCCCCUCGUGCAAUCAGUGUUUCUCCCCCCCCCCCGCCCCCGACCUUCUCCCAUGGCUUUGUAGACUCUGAAUUUUGUAUUCUCUUUUGCAUAAUCUUUUUCUUAAAAAUUUGACAGUGUUUCCCCCUCAGAUCUACCCCUUGUUUUUAAUCCAAAUGUUUUUCUUCUUAUUGAUGAGGCAAUGAAUUAGUGAUCUCUUCCUUUGAGCACCCUCGUCAGCCCGUCGGGAAAGCCCCCAGCAGGGGUGGGUGUGGAAAGCUGCCCCAUCCAACAAGGACCCCUUUGCGCUUGUGCGCACUGAACGUCCCCCACCCCCCCACGGGAGGCCCCCAGCUGUGCUGCGUGGCCUCGGGGGCGCUUCCUCCUACCCUUCCCUUCACCCUCCGAGCGGACAGGCCCUGGCCAGAAACGGCGCUGCCUCCCCUCCCUCUCCGGGUUGCCCGUCCCUCCGGCAGCCAGGGGACCGCGAGUGCCUUCUCCCGCUCCCAGCCGCACCCCUGGCACCCCUCGCAGGGGGCUCUGGCGAGCUGCGCACUCUCCCCCUCGAGGGGAGGCCGGUGGAGGCGAUCAGCACGGGGCCCAGAGCAUGAGGCCACUCACUGGGAAUUCCGAGCCUUGGGAUGAAUGGGGGCCCCUUUGGCACCCCUGCCCACCCCUGCCCGCCUGGGGGUCCUUGGUGAAUGGGGGCUGCCUUAAUCCUUUCUGCCUUCGGCCAGUCCUGCUGUGGGCCGACUGCAGAACCACCGCCCCCCACCCCGGCCCAGUGGGGGGGUUUUCCUGGCAGGGAGGAGGGGGAGGUUUGGAUCGACUUUUCUACGAUUAAAAGUGUUUCUGGUAAAACGAGAGCAGAGCUGGAAGGGUGUCUGUCUGCAUCGGA
Varanus komodoensis (Komodo dragon) is the source of this 4726-nucleotide messenger RNA. RefSeq names its product protein phosphatase 1 regulatory subunit 16A (gene PPP1R16A). Bases 1454 to 3028 code for a protein of 524 amino acids. NCBI's taxonomy places the organism in Eukaryota, Metazoa, Chordata, Lepidosauria, Squamata, Varanidae. Gene Ontology annotation, molecular function: protein binding; enzyme inhibitor activity; phosphatase regulator activity. The record is from RefSeq and is a predicted model, not a curated record. Gene Ontology annotation, cellular component: cytoplasm. The transcript is spliced from 12 exons.